Dioscorea cayenensis subsp. rotundata (Guinea yam) is the source of this 2356-nucleotide messenger RNA. Its product is annotated as probable inactive receptor kinase At1g48480. Bases 220 to 2148 code for a protein of 642 amino acids. Gene Ontology annotation, molecular function: protein binding; ATP binding; protein kinase activity. Gene Ontology annotation, biological process: protein phosphorylation. Lineage: Eukaryota; Viridiplantae; Streptophyta; Magnoliopsida; Dioscoreales; Dioscoreaceae. The transcript has 2 exons. The record is from RefSeq and is a predicted model, not a curated record.
AUAUAUAACAUGAAAAAUGAAAAUGCGGUUAAAUAAAUGGGCAUUAAAUAGAAGAGAGUUUCUAGGGUUUUGUACCUGCCAAACAAGUGCAGAAAAGCCAGAGCCAACCUUCCUCCUUCACUCUGCUAAGUUGCUAACACACCACCAGUCACCACCCACCACCCAAACAAACAAACCCUAUGCUCUAAACCUCACCCACCGGUGUCAUUACCGCCCUCAAUGGCUUCACCUUCUUUUCUCCUCAUCUUCAUUCUUCUAGCCUUCCUCCCCGGCGGAGCACCAGACCUCGCCGGCGACGCGGCGGCGCUUUUGGCCUUCCGCGCAGCCGUCGGCCCUUUCGUCCUCAACUGGAAUGCAACCGCCUCUCCGUGCUCCUGGCGCGGUGUCUCCUGCUCCAACGGCCGUAGUGGCCGCGUCACCGCCCUCCGGCUCCCCGGCGUCGGCCUCAUCGGCGAGAUCCCAGCCGGCACCUUCGCCAACCUCACCGAACUCAACACCUUAAGCCUUCGCUUCAACGCUCUCUCCGGUUCUCUCUCGCCGGACAUUGCCACCAUGAAAAACCUCCGCGGGCUCUUCCUCAACGGCAACCGCUUCUCCGGGGAGCUCCCCAACGCCCUCUUCUCCCUUCCCGUCCUCUCUCGCCUCGACCUCUCCACGAACCAGUUCUCCGGCGAGAUCUCGCCGGGCAUCAACAACCUCACAAGCCUCAAAGCUUUGCUUCUCGAGAACAACAACUUUUCCGGCGAAAUCCCGGACAUCAAUCUUCGGCGUCUCGUUCUAUUCAACGUUUCUUACAAUAACUUCACCGGCUCCGUCCCACGAGGGUUGAGCUCCGCUUCGCCCACUGCCUUCUUGGGAAUGUCGCUUUGCGGCGCCCCUUUGAAACCCUGCGCCACCUCUCCAUCUCCUUCUCCUUCUCCAUCUCCAUCUCCAUCUCCAUUUUCAUCUCCAUCUCCGGUCCCGGCAACGCCGACGGGUAACCAUAAGAUCAGCGAUAAAGGGGCUAAGCAGAGCAGCAAGCUAUCGGGUGGGGCGAUCGCCGGAAUCGCCGUGGGAUCGGCGGCGUGUCUCUUGAUUCUGAUCGCGAUUUUCAUCGUCCUCUGUAGGAAGGGGGGCGGGGAGAGACAAGCGAGGUCAGUGCCUGCAGCGGCGGCGGCGCCAGUGAAUGGAGCAGGGGCGGAGAAGGCGGGGAGGAGGUUGGUGUUCACCGGAGGAUCGCCGGAGUUCGAGCUGGAGGAUUUAUUGAGGGCUUCGGCGGAGGUGCUUGGAAAGGGAACGUACGGAACGGCGUACAAAGCGGUGGUUGACGGAGGGUUAACAGUGGCCGUUAAAAGGUUGAGGGACGUUAAUCUCGAGGAGAGGGAGUUCAAGGGGAGGAUCUUGUCCGUUGGAUCGGUUGAUCAUCGGAAUGUUUUGCAGCUGAUGGCUUAUUAUUACAGCAAAGAUGAAAAGUUGCUUGUUUAUGAGUAUUUGCCUGAAGGAAGCCUUUCUUCUCUCUUGCAUGGAAACCGAGGAUCAGGUCUAAACACUCUGGACUGGAGGAAGCGAUGUCGAAUUGCCCUUGCAGCUGCCAGAGGGAUCGAGUACAUCCACUCGACAAGCAGCACAGCCGUCCACGGCAACAUCAAGUCAUCGAACAUCCUUCUCCAUAAACAAGACGAUGCUCGUGUCGCAGAUUAUGGCAUUGCACAGCUAGUGAGCCUGAACACCAUAAACCAUACUGCUGGAUACCGUGCCCCGGAGGUAACUGAUGCCCGGAAGGUGUCUCAGAUGGCAGAUGUAUACAGUUUCGGCGUGCUACUUUUGGAGUUGUUGACAGGAAAGGCACCAGCACAGAUGGUACAGAAUGCUGAGGGACUUGAUUUGCCGAGAUGGGUUCGAUCAGUGACCCCGGAAGAGUGGAAGGCUGAGUUGUUUGAUCUUGAGCUGCUGAAACAACAGAAUACAGAGGAGUGUAUGAUACAACUCUUGCAUUUAGCUCUGGAGUGUACUGCACAGUAUCCAGCUGAUCGACCUUCGAUGUCUGAGGUUGUUGUUGGGAUAGAAAGGAUCUAUAAUUUGAGCCUUGAAUCAUCAUCAAGUGGCCAAGUUCAUGAUGAUAGUUAUUCUUCCAGGCGAACUGAAUCUAUUGAUGAAUCUAGGUUCUAAUUCAAUUGAUCAUUGACUGAUGGCUGACGGAUGUGUGAUGGUUUGUAAUGGCUUGGAUGUUAGGAUAUGGUUUAGAUUAAGAGGUAACGGUGGUGGCUUUUCUUUUUUCUUUCUUUCUUUGUUUUUUUUUUUGGCUAUAUGAAAUCAAGCUUAUGUGUUGUGACUUGUGAGAUGCAAUGGUGUUAUCAUGGCUUUAUGUCCUGUGUAA